UCUAAACAAAAUAUCACAAAAGAAGAAAGAACCCAUCAUCAUCAAAGAUCUUUCUUUCUCUUUUCUCUCUUAUCUCCAAUUAAUCUGAGAUGCUUCUACAGAGCGGCGCAGUCGUGAUUCCUCUGUUCCAAUCAACCGCCAUUACUAAGCACUAUUUAAGAACCCUAAACACACCAGCUGGAAAUCUUCCUAAUACAGAAAAGGGACUGAUUUUGGAUAAUAAUAAUAAGAGAGGUUUUCAUACAAUUGGGUUGCCAUCGACAUCCUCUAGGGUUCAUGCUUCCUUACUUGAAGCUCCUGUUUUAUGGGUUGGAAGGAUUUGUGUCUUUUAUGCCCUUUUGAAGACUGGUUUAGCUGGAUCUCCUUCCAAUCCACUUAUCUCAGAUGAAGUGGGUGGUGGUUCUGAUCUAGGGUUCUCGCAAUGGCUUGAAGAGUUUCAAGGAAAACCAGAGAAGGAAGCAACAGAAAAAAGGAAAUUAGUAAGCAAGUGGCAUCCAACAACAAAGGGUACACUUAAACGAAAUUACAGGGUAAAUAACAAGUCAGAUGGAAAGCGAAUCCUUAAAGCAAUUGCUUCUUUGCUUUCAGAAGAUGAUCAAUUUAGAGAUGCUUCUUCACACAAGGGUUGUCAGAUCAGAAGGCAAAGUGCUCAUGGAGAGAGUGUUUGUUGUAACAAUGUUAGGGCAUUGUUCGAUGAACUCCCGACCCCUCAUGUAAUCAUCGAGAUCACACCUUUUCCAACCGGUCUUCUCACAGAAAUCGACUACGCCAAGGCCGAGAAGUUAGAGAGGGUUAUUAGGGUUUAGUCUUUCUAAAUUUUGACUAUUACCCUUGAUUUCUCCAUGCUUUUAUGUACAUGAUUCACCCACUUUUGUAAAACUACUAUGUUUUAAUGGUCAAAUAUGCCCACACUUGUUUGAUUCUC
Molecule: messenger RNA, 925 nt
Organism: Impatiens glandulifera
Lineage: Eukaryota; Viridiplantae; Streptophyta; Magnoliopsida; Ericales; Balsaminaceae
Exons: 4
Coding region: 90-806 (238 amino acids)
Cellular component (GO): chloroplast envelope
Source: RefSeq, a predicted model, not a curated record